Messenger RNA from Hippopotamus amphibius kiboko, 12776 nucleotides. RefSeq names its product mitochondrial ribosomal protein L42 (gene MRPL42). The transcript is spliced from 6 exons. The record is from RefSeq and is a predicted model, not a curated record. The coding region runs from base 210 to 641 and encodes 143 amino acids. Lineage: Eukaryota; Metazoa; Chordata; Mammalia; Artiodactyla; Hippopotamidae. Gene Ontology annotation, cellular component: mitochondrial large ribosomal subunit.
UCCCAGAGUGCCCCGCGAACCAGGAAGGCACGUGGAGCGGUGCCUCCUAGGACCCGGAUUGAGACAAGAUGGCGGGCUGGCGGUGAGCUGCAAGUCAAGGGGUGAAAAUAGGUAUACCUAGAAGCAGAUUUUUUUUUUUUAAGAAGCAGAUUUUAAAAGCAGUUUCUCUUCAAGUCAUCUUUCAUACCGCCUGAUAAGCGUCUUGAUUCAUGAUGGCAUUGGCAGCAGUAAAAUGGGCGAUAUCAAGUAGAACUAUCUUGAAACACUUAUUUCCAAUUCAAAAUGGAGCCUUAUAUUUUGUUUGUCAUAAAUCUACGUAUUCUUCUCUUCCAGAUGACUAUAAUUGCAAAGUAGAGCUUGCCUUGACAUCUAAUGGCAGGACAAUAGUAUGCUAUCACCCUUCUGUGGACGUACCAUAUGAGCACACAAAACCUAUCCCUCGGCCAGAUCCCAUGAAGAAUAAUGAAGAAACACAUGAUCUAGUGCUGAAAACCAGAUUAGAAGAAAAAGGUGAACACUUAGAGCAAGGACCCAUGAUAGAACAACUUAGCAAAAUGUUCUUUACUACUAAACACCGUUGGUAUCCUCGUGGACAGUAUCAUAGACGUCGUAGGAAACUGAAUCCUCCAAAAGACAGAUGAUAUUGAGGUUUUCAGGAAUCAAAGAGAAAUGUUAUCCUGCAUCUCAUUUGCCAUUUGAGAAAAUACAAUUGGGUAUAUUCACUAAUAUGUUUUAUAGUAAAAUAAUAAAAUCUUUUCAUAUGUUAGAAUGUGUAUUUCUUUGUAUAUGUUAAAUAAUUCUGGAUUUGACAUUCUUAUUUACAGAAGGCUAUUUUAUCGUAUUUUCAUUUUGAGUUAUUAAAGUCUACUGUUUAUUUUUAUGUGCCUAGUAUGAUUACAUACUUGUAUAUUAUCAGCCAAAUAUUGUUAGUAGUAUAAAUAUGAUUUAAAAAUGUGCAUGGUUCUCCUGGAGAUUUUUAAAUUGCCUUUGAAGAAACUCAAGGGCCUAGCAGAAAAUAUAUGCUAUAAUGUUUCCUUUUUUGUGACUCUAGGAAAUAAUUACUUACAUUGUAAUCAGUUUCUACUACCUGCUAGGUCCUUCAUUUACAUUAUUAUUAAAUUCUCACAAUAAUCGUUUGAAGAAAGAGCAUCAUCCCCAUUUUACAGAUAAGGCUAAGUGACUUGAACCCUACCUACCUAGCAAGUGGGAGAGCCAGGUCCAAACUGUCAGGCUCCAGAGCUUUUUUGCAGUGCAUCACUAUGACAAGAGGUGUUUUCUUUCACCCAAGAAUGUAUUUUCCCAGAAGGAAUAUUGUAUUAUUCAUUUUGAGAUGUUUUAUUUCUGGCUGUCUUAAAAAUUAUGCUAGCUUCAGAACACAUGCAACUCUGUGAUUAAAAUGUUAAUAUUACUAAACUAGUCUUACAAGAAUGUUAAUAGUCUAUACUGUUGAUUAUCACUACCAGCUUAUAUAUGAUCCUUAAUAGCAUUGCUGCCCCUGUGAUUUCUAUUUAGAAGGUGAGGAUGUCUUUUAAGAAGGUGAAAAGGUGCUUUAUUCAAACUUGUGCAAUAUUUGUGAUAUUUUAAGAUUUGGUGUGAAAAAUGGUUCACAUUUAAAGUCUGUUGCGUAAUCUAGUUCUUUUAAUAAAGGAAGGUGAAGUUUCAAGUGUUGAGUAAAAUGUAAAGAAUAGUGAAAAGGAAAGAGUAAAGAAAAUAAUUAGCAGUGGCCACCCUCUGUUACAGAAAAGAAGUGUUUUUAAGUGGUUUAUGCUCUUUUCAUUAAUAUAUGAUUCAUUUGGGGGGAAGAUCAAAGGAAAAACACAUCAAUAGAAUUUGAUAAUCAGAAAUAUUAACUGGCUAUGUUUGGUGACACUUCUUCGAAAAUAGUUUCUUUCUGGUUGAUUUAUAUCCAAAUUUUUAACACAGAUUGAGAUAUGCCAUGUUAUAAAAGUAGGAAGAAUUAAAAACUAAACUAAUUAAAUACAUUUUCUUCUAAGUACAAGGAUCUACUAAGUAGAGAUUGUUCAGUUGUACGAGGGUGAGUCAAAAAUUAUCCACACUCUGGCUGUAGAAUUUGUUGUAAUUAACUUUUAGAAAAGACAAAUACAUCAUUUUUCAACAUAAUCUCCUUGCUUUUCAAUACACUGUCUAUCUGUCAACAAGCUUUCAUAUUCCCUCAUUAAAAAACGUUUUAGGCUGAGCUGUGAGCCACGAAUGCACCGUUGUCUUCACUUCUUCAUCAGAAGUGAAUCUUCGUCUUUGUAGGGUUGCUUUCACUUGUGCAACCUUCCUUGAACUUCUCUAUCCAUUCAUACACACUUUUUCAGGACAAAACGCUGUCUGCAUACUGUGCACAAAGUCUUCGAUAAAUACUGGCAUCAGGUACACCCUCAGACCACAAAAAAUGAAUCACUGCACGCUGCUCUUUUGUGCACAUCAUAAGUGGAGCAUCCAUUUUUGCUCACACCGCAGUUACAAAUGAACUGAUGUAACAUGUUCACACGUCCACAACAGUGACUGGGGAGAUAGUAGCGUUGAACGGAAAGUGCUGAUAAGAUAGUGCGGCCAACAGAAGUUUUAAUAUAGCCAGAGUGCGGAUAAUUUUUGACUCACCCUCGUGAGAUGCCCAAACCACACAUUCACAUGUGAGUGCUUUGGAGAAUUAACUAGUUUUUUGUUGUACUGGAAAUAUAGUACAUUGUAGCUAACACUGUAGUUCCUGGAAUUUUGGUUUUCAUGAGUUGCUAAGUCCAUGUUUCAUCACUGCUAUUACCUCCCCUCUGCUUCUGCACUUCAGAGGAGUAACACGUUAUACACCAUCACUAACACUUUAUGAAAGGUCAUUUUAUUUUAUUUUUUCAGAAGUGUAAAAAGUACAUAAGGUCUGAUGAUUCUUUAAAUGAAAUAAAUUUAGCUUCAUGAAAAUCUUACUACCCAGUCCUUAUUCUCAUAUUUCCUCCUAUUGGUGAGGUGGAUUAACACACUUCAAGUUGAUAAAAGUAUUGUCAGCGAAACCACCAGAGGGCACUCUCACAUAGGGUUCAAUUUGAACAUUUCUCAACCAAAGGAUAGUGACUUAAUGUGCUUAAUUUAGCAGACAAUAUGUGCAUGUUCUUUAGGUAAGAAUGACUAGUAGAAUAAAUGACAGUGAAAUUAAGUGAGGCCGUUAUUCAUUCUGUUUAUCUAGUCAUUAAGCAUUUACUGAACCCCCUACUGUGCCUAUUAUGAAGAGGCAUUAUACUUUGUGCCAGGCCAAUAACAAAAAAUGGGCCCUUAAGGAGCAUAGUAUCUACUUAACUAGUAUCUACUGAGCUACUUAAUUUUUCUAAUGACGUUGCCUUUUAACCAUGAAUAGAAUGCAUCAUUUUUUUAAAUUAGAGACUAAAUAAAUAGAAAAUAAAAUUACCCACAAUUGUCCCAUCUAAAGAUAACACUAACAUUUUUGCUACCUUCCCUGUUAUUUUACUGCAUAAAUAAAUUUAAAAAAUAAUUGUAUUUAUUAUGCAUGUUGUUUUAUAACUUGCUUUUUCACUUAAUAUCAUGAAUUUUUUUGCCAUAUCAGUAAAUACUCUCAUUUAAUGGGUUCAUAUUAUUUUAUAAUCUGGAUUGUUGUAAUUUUAUUAACUCCAUACUAUUAGACAUAAUCAUUGUUUCUGUUUGUUCCCUAUUAUGAAGAAUGUGGUUAUUAACAUCCUGGUGAAUACUUUUUCUUAUUUUUUGAAAGACUUUUAUUUUUUAUUAAAAAAAUUUUUUUAUUCUAAUAUAGUUGAUUUACAAUUUGUUAAUUUCAGAUGUACAGCAAAAUGAAUCAGUUAUACAAUUAUAUAUAUAUCUGUGUGUGUGUAUAUAUAUAUAUAUCCAUUCUUUUUCAGAUUAUUUUCCCAUAAAUGUUAUCACAGAAUACUGAGUAGAGUUCCCCUUGCUAUACAGUAGGUCCUUGUUAGUUAUCUAUUUUAUAUGUAGUAGCGUGUAUAUGUUAAUCCCAAUCUCCUGGUUUAUCAUUUCCCUCCAUGUUUCCCCUUUGGUAACCGUAAGUUUGAUCUGGAGGUCUGUGAGUUUCUGUUUAGUAAAUAAGUUCAUCUGUAUCAUUUUUUAAAUUAGAUUCUACAUAUACAUAUAAUAUAUUCAUCUUUGAUUUACUUGACUUAGCAUGGUAAUCUCUAGGUCCAUUCAUGUUGCUGCAAAUGGCAUUAUUUCAUUCUUUUUUAUGGCUGAGUAAAAUUCUGUUGUAUAUAUAUACACCACAUCUUUAUCCAUUCCUCUGUUGAUGGACAUUUAGGUUGCACCCAUGUCUUGGCUAUUGUAGAUAAUGCUGCAGUGAACAUUGGGGUGCAUGUAUCUUUUCGAAUUAUGGUUUUUUUCGGAUAUAUGCCCAGGAGUGGGAUUGCUGGAUCAUAUGGUAGUUCUGUUUUUAGUUUUUUAAGGAACCUCCAUACUGUUCUCCAUAGUGGUUGUACCAAUUUGCAUUCCCAUCAACAGUGGAUGACAGUUACCUUUUCUCCACACCCUCUUCAGCACUUACUGUUUGUAGAUUUUUUGAUGAUGGCCAUUCUGACCAGUGUGCGGUAAUACCUUAUCAUAGUUUUGAUGUGCAUUUCUCUAAUAAUUAGUGAUGUUGAGCAUAUUUUCAUGUGCUUUUUGGCCAUCUGUCUUUGGAGAAAUGUCUAGAACUUCUGCCCAUUUUUUGAUUGGGUUGUUUAUUUUAUGAUAUUGAGUGGCAUGAGCUGUUUGUAUAUUUUAGAGAUUAAUACCUGUUGGUCGCAUCAUUUGCCAAUAUUUUCUCCCAUUCUGUGGGUUGUCUUUUCAUUUUAUUUAUGGUUCCUUCGCUGUGCAAAAGCUUUUAAGUUUCAUUAGGCCCCAUUUAUUUUUGUUUUUAUUUUCAUUACUCUAAGAUAUGGAUCAAAAACGAUACUGCUGCAAUUUAUGUCAGCAAGUGUUCUGCCCAUGUUUUCCUCUAAGAGUUUUAUAGUAUCUGGCCUUAUAUUUAGGUCUUUAAUCCAUUUUGAGUCUAUUUUGGGGUAUGGUAGGUUUUGUUUUGGGGGUUUUUUGAUUUUUGGUUUUUUUUUUUUGGCUGUGUUGGGUCUUCAUUGCUGCACACAGGUUUUCUCUAGUUGCAGUGAGUGAGGGCUCCUUAUUGUAGUGGCCUCUCUUGUUGUGGAGUGUGGGCUCUAGGCACAUGGGCUUCAGUAGUUGCGGCACAUGGGCUCAACAGUUGUGUGUCAUGGGCUCUAGAGCCCAGGCUCAAUAGUUGUGGCUCACGGGCUUAGUUGCUCCGUGGCGUGUGGUAUCUUCCUGGGGCAGGGAUCAAACCCGUGUCCCCUGCAUUGGCAGGCAGAUUCUUAACCACUGUGCCACCUAGGAAUCCCUUUUUUUAAAAAAAUUAAUUAAUUAAUUUAUGCAUGGGCUUUCUUUAGUUGCAGAGAGCAGGGGCUACUCUUCCUUGCGGUGCACAGGCUUCUCAGUGCAGUGGUUUCUCUUGUUGCGGAGCACAGGCUCUAGGUGUGCAGGCUUCAGUAGUUGUGGCACAUGGGCUCUAGAGUGCAGGCUCAGUAGUUAUGGCAGACGGGCUUAGUUGCUUCGCAGCAUAUGGGAUCUUCCCAGACCAGGGAUCAAACCCUUGUCCCUUGCAUUGGCAGGUGGAUUCUUAACCACUCUGCCACCAGGGAAGUCCUGUGUAUGGUGUUAGUGUUCUAAUUUCAUUGUUUUACAUGUAGCAUCCAUAAAAGACUAUUUUUUACAGCACUUUAGGUUCACAGCAAAAUUGAGUGGAAGGUACAGUUAUUUCCCAUGUCGCCACAUAUGCUUAGCCUCAUAUGGUAAUUCUAUUUUUAGUUUUCUGAGGAACCUCCAUACUGUUGUCCAUAGUGGCUGCACCGACUUACAUUUUCACCAACAGUGUAGGAGAGUUCCCUUUCUCCACACCCUCUCCAGCAUUUGUUAUUUCUAGACUUUUUGCUGAUGGCCAUUCUGACUGGUGUAAGAUGAUACCUUGUAGUUGUGAUUUGCAUUUCUCUAAUAAUUAGCGAUGUUGAGCAUCUUUUCAUGUGCCUGUUGGCCAUCUGUAUAUCUUCUUUGGAGAAAUGUCUGUUUAGGUCUUCUGCCCAUUUUUCGAUUGAGUUGUUUGUUUUUUUGUUGUCAUUUAUAUCCCUUUAUUUUUAACCUAUAUGUGUCUUUAUGUUUAAAGUAGGUUUCUUGCAGACAACAUAUAGUUGGGUCUUGUUUUCUGAUCCACUCUGACAAUCUCUGUCUUUUAAUUGGUGCUUUUAGACCAUUAACAUUCAAAGUGAUUGUUGAUAUAGUUGGAAUACUAUCUGCCAUAUUCGUCACUGUUUUCUAUUUGUUGCCCUUGUUCUUUGUUCUUAUUUUUGUCUUCUACUCUUUUUUGCCUUUUGUGGUUUUAAGUAAUAAUUUUAUAUGAUUCUGUUUUCUCUCCUUUCAUAAGCAUAUUUCUUAUGCUUCUUAUUUUUUAAAGAAGAUUUUUAAAAUCUUUUUAUAGUGAUUACCCUAGAACCUGCAAUACACAUUUGCAACUAAGUCAAGUCCACCCUAUACUGCUGGAUUAUUUUGUUAUUUUAAGGUUCUUGCACUACCCCAUAACUCUAUACUACUUCAUGGGUAGUACAAGAACCUUAUAAUAACAAAAUAAUCCUGAUUCUUCCCUUCUAUCCCGUAUAUCAUUGCCAUAAUUCAUUUCUCAUACACAAGCAUAUAUAUGUAUAAUCAAAUACAUCAUUGUUAUUAUUUUUAUUUAUUUGGUUGCACUGGGUCUUAGUUGUAGCCGGUGGGCUCCUUAGUUGUGACAUGCGAACUUUAGUUGUGACAUGCAUGUGGGAUCUAGUUCCCUGACCAGGAUUGAACCUGGGCCCGCUGCAUUCGGAGUGUGGAGUCUUAACCACUGCACCACCAGGGGAGUCUGCAUCAUUGUUAUUAUUUUUUCUACAAACUGUUAUAUGUUAGAUCAAUGAAGAAUAAGUUUUUUUUUUAAUAAUGGUUUUCUAUUUAAUUAAAGCAGAUAUUUGCAAGUAGGUUUAUUUUCCCCUCACUUUUGAAUAUGUUUGAAUUGUUGUUGUACUUUUUCUUUUCCCCACGCUGCACAGUGUGUGGGAACUUUGUUCCUUGACCAGGGAUCGAACCCAUGCCCUCUGUGGUGAAAGCAGAGUCUUAACCAUUGGGACUGCUAGACAAGUCCCGAAAAAAGUUUUUAUUUCAUCUUCACUUAUUCCUUCUUCACUACUCUUCCUUUCUUUUUGUAGGUCUGCAUUUCUGACCUAUAUCAUUUUCCUUCUCUCUAAAUAACUUCUUUUAGCAUUUUUCACAAGGCAGAUCUACUGGCAACAAAUUCCCUCAAUUUUUGUUUGAGAAGGUGUUUAUCCUUUAUGGUUUUUCUUUCUUUUUUUUUUUAGAACUUUUAUUGAGAUACAGUUAACAGAGAGUAAACAGCAUAUAUUUAGAGUGUACAAUUUGGUAUCCCAAUCUCCCAAUUCAUCCCCCCCCCCAGCCCUCCCCGCUUUCCCCACUUGGUGUCCAUGUGUUUGUUCUCUACACCUGUGUCUCUGUUUCUGCCUUGCAUUUCCUCUUUCAUAGUUGUUAGCAUUUGCCUAUAUAUUGAGGUGCUCCUAUAUUGGGUGCAUAUAUAUUUAUAACUGGUAUCUCCUCUUCUUGGAUGGAUCCCUUGAUAUUUAUAUAAUGUCCUUUCUUGUCUCUUGUAACAUUUUUUAUUUUAAAGUCUAUUUUAUCUGAUGUGUCUAUUGCUACUCCAGCUUUCUUUUGAUUUUCAUUUGCAUGGAAUAUCUUUUUCCAUCCCCUCACUUUCAGGCUGUAUGUAUCCCUAGGUCUGAAGUGGGUCUCUUGGAGACAGCAUAUAUAUGGGUCUUGUUUUUGUGUCCAUUCAGCCAGUCUGUGUCUUUUGUUGGGGCAUUUACUCCAUUUACAUUCAAGGUAAUUAUCAAUAUGUAUGUUCCUAUGACCAUUUUCUUAAUUGUUUUGUUUUUGCUUUUGUAGGUCCUUUUCUUCGCUUAUGUUUCCUGCUUAGAGAAGUUCCUUUAGCAUUUGUUGUAGGGCUGGUUUGGUGGAGCUGAAUUCUCUUAGCUGUAGCUUGUCUGUAAAGCUUUUGAUUUCUCCAUUGAAUCUGAAUGAGAUCCUUGCUGGGUAGAGUAUUCUUGGUUGUAGGUUUUUCCCUUUCAUCACUUGAAAUAUAUGGUGCCACUCCCUUCUGGCUUGCAGAGUUUCUGCUGAGAAAUCAGCUGUUACCCUUAUGUGAGUUCCCUUGUAUGUUAUUUGUCAUUUUUCCCUUGUUGCUUUUAAUAACUUUCCUCUGUCUUUCAUUUUUGUCAAUUUGACUACUGUAUGUCUUGGCAUGUUUCUCCUUGGGUUUAUCCUGCCUGGGACUCUGUGCUUCCUGGACUUGAGUAGCUAUUUCCUUUCCCAUGUUAGGGAAGUUUUCAACUAUAAUCUCUUCCAAUAUUUUCUCAGGUCCUUUCUCUCUCUCUUCUCCUUCUGGGACCCCUAUAAUGUGAAUGUUGGUGCAUUUAACAUUGUCCCAGAGGUCUCUUAGGCUGUCUUCAGUUCUUUUCAUUCUUUUUUCCUUAUUCUUUUCCUCAUCAGGGAUUUUCACCGUUCUGUCUUCCAGGUCACUUAUUCGCCCUUCUGCCUCAGUUAAUCUGCUAUUGGUUCCUUCUAGUGUAUUUUUCAUUUCAGUUAUUGUGUUGCAUAUCUCUGUUUGUUUGUUCUUUAAUUCUUCUAGGUUUUUGGUAAACUUUUCGAUCUUUGCAUCCAGUCUUUUUUCAAAGUCCUGGAUCAUCUUCACCAUCAUUAUUCUGAAUUCUUUUUCUGAAAGGGUGCGUAUCUCCUCUUCAUUUAGUUGUUUUUCUGGGUUUUUAUCCUGUCCCUUCAUCUGGUACAACGUCCUCUGCUUUUUCAUUUUCUCUUUCUGUGGCUGUGGUUUCAGUUCCACAAGAUGAAAUACUGCUGAUACUUCUUGAUACUGCUGUCUGCCCUCUUGUGGAGGAAGCUGUCUAGGAGGCUUGUGGGUGCUUCCUGAUGGGAUGGACUGAUGGUGGGUAGGGCUGGGUGGGCAGAGCUUGGUAACACUUUAAUCUGAUUUGGUGGGCAGAGCUCAAUAAAACUUUAAUCUACUUGUCUGCUAAUGAGUGGGGCUGUGUUCACACCUUGUUGGUUGUUUCGCCUGAGGCUACUUAAUCCUGGAGCUUACAGGCUCUUUGGUGGGGCUAAUGGUGGACUCUGGGAGGGUUCACACCAGUGAGCACUUCCCAGAACCCCUGCUGCCAGUGCCCCUGUCUCCUCGGUGAGCCACAGCUGGCCCCCACCUCUGCAGGCAACCCUCCAACACCAGCAGGUGGGUCUGGUUCAGUCUCCUAUGGGGUCACUGCUCCUUCCGCCUGGGUCCUGGUGAGCACACUUUUUUGUGUGCCCUCUGAGAGUAGAGUCUCUGUUUCCUCCAGUCCUGUAGAGGUCCUGCAAUCAAAUCCUGCUAGCUUUCAAAGUCUGAUUCUCUGGGGAUUCCUCCUCCUGUUGCUGGACUCCCAGGUUGAGAAGCCUGACAUGGGGCUCAGAACCCUCACUUUAGUGGGUGGACUUCUGCAGUAUAGCUGUUCUCCAGCUUGUGAGUCACCCACCCAGCAUUUAUGGGAUUUGAUUUUAACGCGAUUGUGACCCUCCUGCUGUCUCAUUGCAGCUUCUCCUUUGUCUCUGGAUGUGGGUGUCUUUUUUGGUGAGUUCCAGUGUCUUUCUGUCAAUGAUUGUUCAGCAUUUAGUUGUAAUUCUGGUGCUCUUGCAAGAGGGAGUGAGCGCACGUCCUCCUACUCCACCAUCUUAAUCGUAUCUCCUCCUAUCCUUUACUUUUGAAGGAUAAUAUUGCAGGGUACAGAAUUCUAGGUUGGUGAGUUUUUUAAUUGCAACACUUUAAAUAUUUCACUUCAUUCUCUUCUUUGCAUGGUGUUUGAAGAGAGGUCAGAUGUAAUUCUUUUCUCCAUUAUACUUGAUCACAAUUUUUAAUUAGGCAUUUUUGUGUGUAUAUGAUUAUUUGAUAGAUGUCCAUCUUCCCUACUAGACUGUAAAUUCCAUGACUUUCAAAGACCCUCCAUGGCUAUAUGUACCACUAUGUCUCUAGCACCUAAUAUGGCCUGGUACAUUUAUUGUAGCACAAGCACCUUAAUAUGAUUUUGUAAAAGAAAUUAGUGCAGAAGAUUUUAACCUAAGGAUUCUGUAAAUGGGAUUUGGGGUUGGGAACACCUGUGAAACUCCUGAAAUUGUGUAGAAUUUUGAGAAUUUUGUAUGUCUUUUUCCUGGAGAUAAGCUCUGUAGUUUUUCAGCAGUUCAUUAAAGACUGUGUCACAUUAUACCCUAGUUCUUAUUUGCCUGCAGCUAAGUACAUAAUAACAUUAGUACUGGAAUGAUAUUGAUAUGCAAGAAAGAAAGUGUGGUUUCCACAUUUUCUCAGAAGCAACCUUAAUUAGAUUCAAGCAUUUUUAAGAAAAGAAGAAAAUAAGACAUCAUGUGCCUUCAUUUUGGAUGGGAUAAUUCCAUCAAGGAAUAUUUUUCCAGUUUCAGAUGUGUUUUCAGAAAUGAGCUUGGAUAUCAGUGCAUAAACACAAGAAGUUAGCAAACCAUUUCUUUGGCUGAAGGCAUAAAUAAGUGUCUCUGCUGCUUAUAGGCAAAGGGAAUGAUUUCUUAUAUUUUUUUCCACCACGGAAGUUCAAAAUUACUUGCUAAUAUUUUUUACCAAAAUAAUUUGCAAAUAUUCCAAAGAAAUGUUUUCCCCUAUUUCAGCUCAGCUAUUAGCCCCUUACUAUUUUCUAAUGUGCUGUUUAACCUUCUGAAAGUUGAACAGUUAAAUGCACUUUGAAGAAAUGCUCAGAGAGUAUGUAAUGUGUUUUCUAAUUCUGCAGAAAGGCAUCCACUUAGAUUUAGUAACAUCACCUCACAUUUAUAUAGCAUCUUCCUGCAGGAAGCCUAAAAUGAUUCACAGUCAUGAUUGCCUGAAUUUUUGUUAUGCUGCUUAUAAAUGAGUGCCUGUUUUUAGAUGGAGAAACUGAGGCGGAAUCUCACAGUUACAUCUGGAAAUCUCAAGUAGAACUCUUCGUUUCAGCAGGAUUGUAUCUUCUUUCUAAAGUUUUCUCCAGGAACUAAUCAUUUCAGCAAAUUUUAUUAAGCACCUACAGAGUUCAAGCCACUGUGGAUUCAAAGAUGAGAUCUCAUUCUUGGUUGAUAAAAUAUCUUGCCCAGACCUUGUCUUCUUUCCCCUCUAGUCAGAAUUCACCUGUUCCUCCUCCAUAACCGAAAGCACAUUUAAUUACUACUAUACCACCACUUUAGCUUGUCUUGAAUUAGAGCAAAGUUUGUCAUCAGUAGCACGGUCAGUGUGAUCAUUUGAAUUGCUCUCAUUGUCCUUUUCCAUCACUGCCAUCCAGGUAUAAUUACCAUCAUAGGAGAUAGAAGAGUAGACCUGAAAGAAACCUUAAAGAUGAUUUUUGGGCACAGACUUUGAUUUUACAGAUAUGGGAACAGACUCAGCAAGACUAAUUGACUUGCCCAAGAUCACAUAUCAUGGCAGAACCAACCAAUGUCUUCUUUAAACAUUAAGGAUAUUUUAAUAUGUGUAUAUAUGUAUACACAUAUUGAUGAAAUUUGCUUCCGAUAGCAAAUGUGCCCAGUGGUAUACUAGUACAGGUUUAACAACUGGGUCUGAUUGGGAGUGCUUGCCAGUUUCCAUGGUGUAGAUAAUGCUCACCAUGGCUGAUUUAAUCUACCAAUGGUUUAACAACUGGCUCACAAAAUUUCUGAAAAUUUAAUAAUUGGGUCUCACAAAUUGGUGUGAACCAGCUCUAGCAUUCCAUUGGCUGUGCCCCUGAGAUCAUACAUUUACUAUUAAAGCAUUAGAUUAUUUCUUCACUCAUUCUAGUUAUCUAUUCAGAGAUACUUUACCUUAUUUUCUGAUUAAUAUUUCCAGGGAGAAAUAAAUUAUUCCUUUCAUGUCAGCUUCAACCUUCAGUUUCUUUUAAGGAUUUAAUGACUUGUUGAUAAAUGUCUAAAAUUACUUGGUCUGUGUUUUAAGAGAACUUUGGCUGAGUUCUUGAGUAUCAGUUAUGUAUUGCUAAGUUACAAAUUACCCCAAAACUCAUUGGCUUAAAACAACAACACUUUAUUUAGUUCACAGUUCUUUUGGGUAUUCUGGUGUAGGCUGGGCUCAUAUAUCUGAGGUCAUUAGUUGGGUUAAUGAGUCUGGCUAGUCUUGGAUGGCAUCAUCCUUAUGUCACAGUGAUUGAAUGGCUGUCAGCUGGGGCAAUACAAGGACCUUUGUGUUUCUCAUCCAGCAAACCAACCCUGGCUUGUUCACAUGGCUUCAGGGUCUCAAGGGUACAAGACCAAAAGCUGUAAAGUCCCUUAAGGCCAAGCCUUUGAUCUGGCUCAACAACACUUCCACAAGGCCAUCCCAGGUGCAGGGAGUAGGGAAAGAGACUACCUUUUGAAAAGAGAGGUAGCAAAUAUGAUGGCCAUUCCAUCACAAUAGGAAUCACUAAUCUCAGCUGAUUUACUUUUGGGUUUAGAUUGUCAUGUGUCUGUAGGACAGAGCUAAAUGCACAUGCUAUGGUUGGCUCUCAGUAAGAAACUGAAGUUUUCUUUCCCGAUGUCCAAAAGAAAUUCAUAACUUUUACUUAUAAACCAGCUCUACCUGAAUGAUCACUCAUUGAUAUGCUCAAUAACUGAUAACUUCCUUAUCAAUUAAACCAUGUAUUUUAAUAGUGUCUCUUUUCCACACA